Scomber scombrus (Atlantic mackerel) is the source of this 3579-nucleotide messenger RNA. RefSeq names its product RING finger protein 145. Gene Ontology annotation, cellular component: endomembrane system; endoplasmic reticulum. NCBI's taxonomy places the organism in Eukaryota, Metazoa, Chordata, Actinopteri, Scombriformes, Scombridae. The record is from RefSeq and is a predicted model, not a curated record. The transcript has 11 exons. The coding region runs from base 424 to 3006 and encodes 860 amino acids. Gene Ontology annotation, molecular function: zinc ion binding; ubiquitin protein ligase activity.
CAGGAAUCAUAACAUUGCAUUUUGAAGUCUCUUUUACUCAUCCUGAUAUCAUUUAAUGUGAGCUUUUUGAUGUCGCUGUGUCCAUGCGGGCUGUCUCUAAACAUCUUUGAGAAGAGGAAGAUACCGGAGCUGUGAAAUAAAUCCCGGUUCAGAGCCGUGAAAACAUGCUGCUGCUGAAAGCUAAGAAAGCUAAAUACCAGCAGCUGCUACUAUCCUCAGCUAGCAAAUGGCUGCUCGGCUGUGAUGUCUGUCACUGUGCAAAAUGACAAGAAGACGACCAAAACAGUAGUGAAGCUGCUAGUAGCGUGUGUCCUGUACAGUGAAAGCGUUGACAGCUAACAGCAUGUGACACAAACACAAACACACACACACACACAGAAGCGCUCUGCUCACCAAAAAAAAAAAAAAACGUUGGUUUCAAAGAUGCCUCGUCUGGAAGAGUUGGCCAACGUUGCCCUCAGGGUGCCAAGCAUACUGGUGCUGGAUCUGCUUUAUAAAUGUGACAUUGAAGGAUUAACGGAGCAUCUUAAGGCCAAAAAUGAAGACAUGCUCUUCAAAUACAAAUAUGUCAUCUGGAACAUGUAUUACCUUGGUCAUGUGAUCAACGCGGUGGUGUUAGUUCUGCCAUUGAGACACAUUGUGACGCUCUACCUCCAUAUUCUUGCUGCCCUCCUGCUAUACAUGGGGCAUCAGAUUUCCAAGGAUUAUGUUCGUGAGGAGCUGCAGUAUGGUUAUGAAGGCGCAGUGUACCUGGACUCUCUGGCCUUCAACAGAUUCGUCUCUGCACUGACGAGUCAGAUCAUUCUUAGCACGCUGUGUGCCUUCCUGAUGAAGACCAGAAAGGUGUGGCUGUUCUCCGUGCACAUGCUCCCCCUGCUGGUCCGACUCUGCGCUGCUACUCCUCACGCCACGCUGCUAAUCGUCAACACUUUCUCCAUGGGACUGACCGGAGCGGGGAUCGCCGUGUUCCUCCUCUCAAAUCUCUUCGUGCCAUAUCGCCUCGCAAAGGCUGCCUACUCACAGCUGCUUCAGCUGGAGGUGAUCGAGCUGUACAGACUUCUAGCUGUGGGAAUCUCUCUGUGGAACCAGUUUGCCGUCCCAGUGCUCUUCAGUGUCUUCUGGUUCGUUCUGUUCGUCGUGCAGCUGUGCUCAGACGCCAUGUCUGGUAGCGCCUCCUCAGUCCAUCAGGGAAUCAUGUUCUUCCUGCUCACAAGUGUUUCUGAAUGUUGUGCCACACCAUACUCUCUUCUGGGUUUGACCUUCGUGGUGUCCUAUCUGGCGCUCGGGCUGCUCAACCUAUGCAAGUUCUACCUGGGAGGUUACGCAGCUGUUCAGAAUGAGAACGUUAUGCACAGAGGUGUGACUGAGGGCGUCACUCUGCUCCUCCUCGCCCUCCAGACGGGCCUGCUAGAUAUGCAGGCACUGCAGCGCACCUUCCUCCUCAGUAUCAUCCUCUUCAUCGUGGUCACUUCGACUCUGCAGUCAAUGAUUGAGAUAACAGAUCCAGUCAUUCUGGCCCUGGGUGCUUCCCGUAACAGGAGUCUCUGGAAACACUUCCGCGGCCUCAGCAUGUGUCUUCUCCUACUAGUUUUCCCAGUGUUUAUGGCCUAUAAAAUUUCUCAGUUCUUCCACAUGGACUUCUGGCUCCUUAUUCUGGUGUCAAGCUGCAUGCUUACUUCACUUCAGGUUACAGGCACUAUGCUGAUCUACUCCCUCUUCAUGGUCGAGCUGUUUCGCACGGACCCGAUCGAAAGCCUGGACGAAGUGAUCUACUGGGUGAACGCUGUCAGCAGGGUGCUGGAGUUUGUGGUGGCCCUCUGCGUGGUGGCGUACGGCACGUGGGAGUCGCUGUUUGGAGAGUGGAGCUGGAUGGGAGCCUCUGUCAUUAUCAUCCACUCUUACUUUAACGUGUGGCUCAGAGCUCAGUCUGGCUGGAGGAGCUUCCUGCUCCGACAGGAAGCCGCUAAGAAGAUCAACUCCCUCCCCAGAGCCACGGCUCAGCAGCUUCAGCAACACAACGACGUCUGCUCCAUCUGCUUCCAGGAAAUGAGCUCUGCUGUGAUCACCAGCUGUGGACAUUUCUUCCAUGGCAACUGCCUCCGCAAGUGGCUGUAUGUGCAGGAGACCUGCCCCAUGUGCCACCAAACGGUCCGACCCACAACUUCAGGUCAGAGCCAGGCUUCGGGUGACGCUCCAUCAGCACCGCCUCCGGGAGACGCAGGGCCAGAUCCGAAUGCACAAGAAGAAGAGCAGAAUCUGGACAACAGCACAUCCCAACAGACAGAGAGCGAUUUGGUUAAUCCUUCUCCCCCCGAGCAGCUGGAGGAGACGGAAAACAUUGGGGACGGAGAUUGUAGGACAGCUGAUAAAGACCAGUCAGCUGAAUCUUACAGGAAGGCCGUCCAAGGUCUUCGUUUCAGCUCCAGUGGAGACUUUGUUGGCUUCGUCAGUCCCGUCGCAAGCUGCACUCCUGCAAGCGUUUUUAGUUCUCAUGUGCUGCCGGAUGAAACUUUUAACAUGCACAACCCAUGUGAGGAGAAUGGCGUGGAGCAGUGUGGAAAUGCUCAGGUCAGGUUUAGGCUACCACAGCUGGCUCCUGGUGCUGUGUAUGAGGACGCUUUUGAGAGCAGAUCUGACUCUAAAGGAGUAGGAUUUGAAGACAGCUCUGCUUCCUGUUCUUCAGUGCCCCAAAACGGCGAUGGUAAAUACGACAUUUGUGUCGGGACACAUAAAUCAUGGAACAGCCUUGAUUUACUAGAAACAAACAAUUAUAAUGACAAUCCUGAGGCUCUCUUUUUAGAGAGUGAUAACCAAAUGUCUGUCAGACUAUGUCAUGAAAACUCAGAACUCUUAGACUCUGUAGAGCGUCCUCAAAGUCAUAACGGUAACUGCUUGUAUUCAGACUUCGACCAAGGCUCGCUCAGAGAAGCCGAACCUGUCUCACAGAUCCCUCGGCGUUCUUCGGAUGCCACUUUCUCUUGCACAAGCACAGACCACACAGACUGACUGCCCUGCAUCAGUGCCUUGACGGGUGUAAAAGGGUGAUCCUCCACAUUUGCCUUCUCUCUGUAAACCAAUACAAAAAAAAGUAUCCUUUACCAGACAGUAUAAUGAAUGUUUAUCAAAUAACAUACAUCAGGAUUGAAUUUAGAGACAAAAUUGCGUUGACUGAAAAUGAUGCACUCAUUGUGUACAAGUGUACAGAAAUUGUAAAGUAAAAAUUUAAAAAUAAAUAGAAAUUACGUGUUAAUAUAAAGCAAUUAUCUUUAAUUCUAACAGGUUACAGGUAAAAAUGUUUACUUAAGAGAAACUAAAUGGAGUCUAAUUAAUUUUUAUUUCUUUUUUUCUCUUCAUCGUCCUGGUCGUCGUCAUGUGUGGCAUCUUUGUGAAAGCGACGUGACAAAAGAAAAAGCUUGAACAGUUGUCUUUGUUAUUCAUGGAUCGGCCUUUUGUACUUUAAAGGUUCUCGUGUCCAUCAGUUUUAAUUUACAGCUGUGAACGUGUACUUUUCUUUCUGUCUUUCUUUUUUUUUUUACUGAAGUCUCUCUCUAUUAAUAAAACCAUGACAGGUGCACAAUG